Lachancea sp. 'fantastica' is the source of this 2163-nucleotide messenger RNA. The record is from the annotation of a GenBank genome assembly. Lineage: Eukaryota; Fungi; Ascomycota; Saccharomycetes; Saccharomycetales; Saccharomycetaceae.
AUGGAGUCUGAUGGAAACAAUGAAGAAAGAUCUUUGCCACAGGACUUUCAAACUGAAAUAAAAGCGAAUGCCUUGAAUGGAUUGACUUUCGUGGGAUCAACUCUUGCCAUCCCAGACUCCUUGGUGGACUACUCAAGUGCACCACAACUGAUAGAAGAGUCAAAAAUAGCUUCUGAACUGCACCCGGUGCUAUCACGAGCCUCAAGAUCCUCGAAGCACGUUUUUGAAAUGGUCAAUGGAUGUAAAAACCAAUGUUACGUUUUAGAAAACUACAUCAACCAGCAUUGGGUGCUAUGGAAAUUGAAAAAAUCGCCUGCUUCUACAUCUGGUGACCUUUCGGGUUCUGAAACUCGAGAUACGAAUACGAGUUCCUCUUCCAUCAAUUAUGCCAAUUGGUUAGAGUACAAAGUUCCCGAUCUUUUGGCCUUGUGGGGUGAAGAACGUUGCUCACAGACUAGAGAAACUUCUGAGCUCAUGGGUGAGGUAAGGAUGAAACCUAGUAGGAGAGGCAAGACGAUCAAGUAUAGGUAUCAGAAGGAGAAGAACUCCCUAUCUGUUGAUCCUAAAAAUUAUCUACAGAGGAAAUACUACGAGGCUCUUUAUUCUCUACGGGUUCCCCUGGCUUACUUCGUGAAGUCAAAUUUGGUAAGGACAAGUCUCUUGAGCCGAGAAUCAGGUCAAAAAGAUGGCCUAUCUUAUCAAGUACAUCUGGUUGAAUUAGCCCUGGAACUUGAAGAUUUUGACCGAAGACAAGAUGAAGGCUUAUUGCAAGUCGACUUAGGCUGCGAAAUCGCAACCGAAAUUCGCAGUAACAAUUUGAGUAAAUUGGGACAUUUGAUAAUGUCGGGCAUUCCAGAUGUAAUUUCCGAUUUAUCUAUGAUUUUCAAGGUACGUGAGAUCAAAUUGCAAAUCAUUCUCUUACUGGAAUUGAUCUUCCUCAAUGAUCUGGAUUCCAAACUAGACAAUUUCGAGCAAAAAUACGAACGAAGGUUGAAGAAGCGAGUCAAGAAACUUGCUCCAUCGGGAUUGCCUUCUCGUCGACGGAAACAAAAUAAGCUUUCAGUGCGUUCUGAUGUCCAGCAACUUGACUUUUGCGAAAAGCUUGACGUUUAUGUCGAUAAGUUAUGCAUCGUGGAGGCUAUGUUGUUAACCGACGUUUCUAUUCAAAAAAACUCGCCUAUGAAGAGUGGUGGAGCUGCUCUAAGCUCAAGUAGGGAACUGAAGAAGAAUAUGCUAGAUCCAGAAAAAGAGGCGUCUGCUGCAGGUUUCAUAACAUACGUGCUUAUACCACAUUUUAUGAAGAAGGCUCCUCAUGCCGUCGCGUUUAUAUCACGGAAACUAAAAGGAUCUCUUUAUGAGUCCUUGCCUAAAAAUGACAAACUUCAGGUUGACGAUAGUGGCUCUAGACCCGAAUCUAAUGAGCUCGUUCGGGCUGUUGACUCACCUGAAUUACAACAUGAUAAUGAAGCUUCUUCCAUUUCCUCCGCCCAUGGCAAUGAAAAGCCAAAUGAGCCCUUAAGAUUGUAUCGGAGGGCGUCUUUGCCUCGUCGCUUACCAUUUCCAAACCUCCGAAGCGACUCGCAAUUGAGUGAGAUUCUUGAUAUGGAGACGGGCAAUAGCAAAAAGUACGCCUCUGCAACGCGCGGAAGUUCUGACGUCUUCAUCAACAAGCUCCAGAAACGUCAGCUGCCAGCCAGCGAUCUAGCACUAGAAAGGGAAUCUAGCAUCAGUCGAAGCAAAUCAGACCUAACGCUUCUUGAAGAGACUUCGAAAUUGAAAAGCAGCUCUUUGACAGCUACUUUUCAAAGAACGACAAGACGUAAAAUUGAACCGCGUAAACUGGUAGCAGGCUCCAGUAAGGUCCCCAGCGUUCAAGUUGAAGCGACUCCUUUUGGAAAGAAGGCAGUAGACGACACCGCUCGCAUGCGUAAUCUCGCUAUAAUUGAGUCACCUUUGAAUUCCAUCUCAAAGGCAUCUUUGGAGAACGUGCCAGUUUCAAGCAAAACAUGCCCGACCGUCACCCCUUCGAAGUUUGUCAAAGAAACUCAUUUGCAGGUACCAUCGACAAAUGUGAAGCUGACGGCUCCUGGGGUGGGCAGCAAUACACCCCCACAGCUUCCUACGAAAAGAAAAGUACGCAGGCGCCUUUUCGCACCCGAGUAA